ACGACAAAAACAAGCAGGUGAGUGUGCGCCAGAUGUCAGCCUCUUUCGAUGAUGAGACGCCAAAGAAAUAUUCAGAACCGCUACACGGAUUUGCCCUGGGAGCGGCCUCGGUCACUCCCAUGGAUGCCGAUCAUUUCUACCUUUUUUGUCCUGAUCCCACACCAGCGUUGAAUGGCUAAGCCACCUCCAUCCAAGAAAGGCUGACACGCUGUUUUUGACCCGACCCAGCCCAGCAGCAUGUCCGAACCUGCUGAGCCUGCUGCAGCAGAGGGGAGUGCGGCGCCUGCGCUGCCCGAGAUGAGCGAGCAGCCGCACCAGCCUGUCACUGCCCCAGUAGCAGCGGCGCCGGCUGGCGAGGACGCGACAGCAGGCGCACAGCCUCAGGAGCAGCCCGGCGAGCCAAGCGAACAAGAGAUGCAGGACGAGAAGCCCCCACCGCAGGCAAAAGACCAACAGCCCGAUCAGACCUUGCAACAGCCUUCAGAGACAGAGGCCCCGGCGGCGACAGAGACGACAGCUCCGAAACAGGAGCCUGUCGACGACCAACCGGCGCCUCCUCCUGCUUCAACCACAGAGCAGCUCGAUGCAGCACUGGCGUCUGCUUCUGCUCCUGUCUCUGCUCCUGCACCUGCCCCAAUUCCUGCUCCCACCUCCGCUCCCACUGCUGCGCCAGCCGAGCCGGAAGAGCCAGACGCUGCCACUGCCAAGCCAAGCGACACCGAUCCUUCCCCGAGCGGGCCAUUGCCCGUGGCAGAGGCAGAAGCAGCGGACGAGUCUGAGUCCAAGCCCAAGCCUGAGCCUGAGGCGCCUGACUCCUCGAUGGCGCCAGCAGCCGAGCAUACAGAGCAGGGAGCGCAGGAGGCAGGCCAGCAGGACACGACCAUGACUGACGCAACGGCUGUCCCAGCAACGUCGACAGCUGAAGAGCCAACUGAGACAGCAGCCGCACCGGCUGCCCCGGCCGGCCCAUCCACAGAGCCCACUAGCGCCUCGGACGCCAAGGAUGUCGAGCCUUCUGCACCAUCCACCCAGGCACCUGUCACUUCGACAGCCCUGCCUACUGCUGCGUCGACACUUCUCGUGUCGAAUCCAUCCACUGCGACGGCUGUCGAGUCGGCGCCUGCAGAGGAGUCGUCUUCCUCGCAGCAGCCCGUGUCUCCGUCGCAGCCGGACCAGCAGGCACCAGUGCCGGCGUCGACAGCGUCGACAGCGUCGGCAGCGUCAGCAAUAGCAGCAGCGCCUACGUCCUCUGCAACCGCUCAGACACUCUCUUCGCAGGCGCAGCCGCCGCCACCACCGCAGCCGGCACAACCACAAGCACACACUCAACCACAGCCACAGACAUCACCACAGCUGCCGGUGCAGCCGCAGACGCCGGGGCCAUCCCAGCAGCCAUCCACCUCGACGGCACGGACGACAGCGACGACGGCGCAGACGCAGGCCGAGGCCGAGGCGCAUGCAAGGCAGAUGGAGCAGCUCUGGCGGCAAAAGGAGGAGGAGCGACGCCGGCUCACCUGGCUCUCGCUUCCCUCCAACGACCACCCGUCGUACUACUCGGACUCGGACGAGGAUGCGUCGUCGUCGAGCUCCUCGGCCGCCCCUCCCCACCCCUUUUCUGCCACGGGCCGGGUGCCCUACCUCAAUACGACGGCCUCAUCGUCGGCCUGGCCUUCUUCUGCUGUUGUUAACAACAACAACAACAAGAGACGCAGACGGGUCGCUGACAUGGACGACGAGGAGCUCUCGUCGGACUCGGACGAGGGCCGCGGUGCAGCGCUGGAGGAGCAGUGGGAGCAGAACGAGCACAAGACGGGCAACCGGGGCAGCAAGCUCCGCCCAGGCGCCCGCUGGAUCCGGCGCGCCAAGAUGGGCGGCUACACCGAGGCACGCAACGAGAAGGAGAUCAACGAUCGCAUCCGCGUGCGCAUCGCUGCUGCCCAGCGCGCCGGCAUUCAGGUCCUGCUCAACCGCGGCGAUCCCGAGCCGGGGCUGACGUCGGGCAAGGGUGCCCACGGCCGGCCAGACGCGGCGCAGGCGAUGCGCCGGCUGCUAUCGAGCACCUCGGACGGGCCCGAGGAGAACCUGUCCUCGACGGUGCUCGCCCCCGCGCUGCUGCGGCCCAUCCAGACGGCAAGGGCCCUGCUCGAGUCGCACACGCUCCGACACACGUUUCGCAACCCGCACAUCAGCGCGCUCAGCAAGACGGCCCUCGAUCUCCGCGAGAGCGAGGGUCAGCUCAGCCGCGCCCUGGGCAAGGCAUUUGGGGCCAUGGAGCGUGUCGAUCCGUGGGUGGCCGACAGUGAUGAGGAAGAGGAGGAGAACGGACAGGCGUCUUCCUCCUCUUCUUCUCAUCACCAGGAUGCGACAGCCACUUCCAACGGCAACGGCACGACGCUGCCAAAUGGGAAAAGCCAGGGCGUCACUGGCGAGCGCACACGCGAGAGGAGGCUCAAGCGAAAAGGACCCGGCGCAUUCACGGCGGGGAAAUACCACGUCGAUGCCGACGCCAUUGGCGCCAUGGGCACCAACCUGACGGCCGAUGAAAUUAACCCGGCCUUUUCCAAGCUCGACGAUCUCUUUGUCACAAAGGGCGGCCUCGCCAUUCCCUUUCCUGCCGAUGGGCCACCGCUCGACGGCGCCUCGUCGUCGUCUGGCCUCGAGGCCGCCGAGCAGCAGCAGCAGGCGCAGCAGGGCGGCGGGCCAGAGCAGCCGCAGGCGGUGCUGACGGUCGGCCAGCAGCGCGAGGUCAUCCGCGCCGCGCUCGAGUGCCUCCACGAGCUGGGCGCCGACAGUGCCGAGUAUGCCGAGCGCCUCGACGAGGUCCGCCACCGGCUCGCCGCCGUCAAGCGGCGCCGGGCCCAGGUCUGGGAGGCCCUCCGGCUGUGGGCGCUCAAGAAGGAGGCCAUGGACGAGAGUCACAGCGAGGAGGAGCGCGAGCGCGCCGCUGCGGCAGGCGGCGGUGGCGGCACGGCCAGCGGUAUCGUGGCCGACGACGACGAGAUCAACUCGGUCAGGGGAGGUGGUGGUGGUGGAAAGCGGAGCGCCAAGCGGGCGCGGCAGUGAGGCCCGAGCUCACUUUCUCAUCUAGACGAAGGGUGUCUGUGUGUAUCAGUUGCAGAUUGCAUUGCUGAGGGAAUAUCAUGUAGCGUCACUGAGUGUGCCUGGCGGUGCUCAUUGUGACACCAGAGGUCAGCUCUCUGCUCAUUGUGACAUCAGAGGUCAGCCGCAGAGCCGUUGGACACGGCCGCCGAAGUGUCAGUUUGCUUGCGGGCUCGAUGGGUCCGUGCGGCUGCACCUGAACGCCUGC
This is a messenger RNA of Acaromyces ingoldii, 3307 nucleotides long. RefSeq lists its product as hypothetical. NCBI's taxonomy places the organism in Eukaryota, Fungi, Basidiomycota, Exobasidiomycetes, Exobasidiales, Cryptobasidiaceae. The transcript has a single exon. The record is from RefSeq and is a predicted model, not a curated record. Bases 238 to 3063 code for a protein of 941 amino acids.